CUUUUCUUUUCUUCUUUUUUUUUUAUUUUUGAAUGGAACGAAAGCAAAACUUUCUUCGAUAUUAUACUGACCAUUAUUGUCAACAUGAAAUAGUUACUUCGGAUAUAUCAUCUCACAUUGUAGACGAACAUUUGGAUCACGUUUUUGACGCUUGUAUCAAACCAACAUUCCCCAUUGAAACCUUAGUAUUAAGCACGCGACAAUCACGAACACUUGGCCCAGAACACGACGACCUUUCUUUCAAACAAGAAUGGAAACAAACAGAAAAAGGAUACAAUACUGUUGAUGUUCUAUACUGGAUUGUGGAUACAACUACUACUGAAGACCUAGAAAAGAUCUUACCAAAACUCAUAGCUCCUAUACUUCGUAUUGUAGACGAUUAUGACGUGACGUACAAGAACCACGGUGUCAUUCUAUUACAUGGAAUUGUUAGCAAACUAGAUCCUAUGGUGAUUACCAAAUUUGGAUUAGAGAAUGUCUUUAUUGAUGCUCUCUUCAAGUGUCUUCACUAUAUGACAGAUACUCGAGACUUGGCUUUACUCACAUCUGCAUAUUCGUGUCUGAUAGAUUUGAUCGACAAAACCAAAAUAGUAAAAACCAAAGAACGGCUUUUACUUUUUGAAAAGAUACUUACUGAUGGAGUGGUACCAGGACUGCGAUAUGCCGGGGAUAAAUCGACGUUUUUGUUAGUGUUACUACCUGUGAUCGACAGAUUAGCAAAGGAACUUGAAACUCUUCUUGUGCGAUAUUUGAAGGUGGUUGUCUUAGGUACAUGUAAUGGAUUAAAAUCAAUCAAGACUGAAGUGAAUCUAGUUGCAUUGGAAGCUUUGAAACAUGUGAUUGAAAAGACUUGGUUAAGAAUUCCUCUUUAUGGCGCAACUAUAUUACAAGCUCUUGCAACUCUAUGGAUGAAUAAUUGUAAAAAGCAAGAAAAUAGUGAUAGUCAAGAGAUAUGUCACCGUACAAAAAUCAUUUAUCGAUUGCUUUAUUCUAUAUGCCAAGGCCAAUUAGAGAUUGACGCUCAAGCUCUUUUGGAACUAGAUAAAACGACUUUUGGAGAUCUAAUAGAAUGAUAGAUAUAGAAUAAUGUAGUUUAGAUACCCCCCCCCCUCCCUUUACCUCUUGUUGGUUAGUUUUAAGGUAGUGAUGAAGAGAUACCCUAUUGACAAAAACUCUUGGCUAGACGAACGGAAGAACUUGGCGCCAUUUGAAAAUAAUAUCUUCCCCCCCAUGUUGCACAUUCAAUCUUUUUUUUUUCCUUUUUUUCCCUUUCCUUCCUCGCUUUAUUACCUUUUUUUUUA
This is a messenger RNA of Halteromyces radiatus, 1301 nucleotides long. RefSeq lists its product as uncharacterized. The record is from RefSeq and is a predicted model, not a curated record. Lineage: Eukaryota; Fungi; Mucoromycota; Mucoromycetes; Mucorales; Cunninghamellaceae. The transcript is spliced from 7 exons. Gene Ontology annotation, cellular component: nucleoplasm; cytosol; centrosome. The coding region runs from base 33 to 1073 and encodes 346 amino acids.